UGGCUCAACAGCGGGCACCGCGUCAUCUGGCAAGGCAGUGGGCUCCGAAUCAACAGGCACGACAGUGGGCACCGGGUCAUCAGGUACCGGAUUGUCUGGCUCGACAGCGGGCACUGGGUCACCAGGCAUCAGGCAGUGGGCACCGGGUCACCAGGCAUUGGAUCGUCUGGCUCGACAGCGGGCAUCGGGUCACCAGGUAUGACAGCGGGCACUGGGUCACCAGGCAUCAGGUCAUUUGGCUCGCCAGCGGGCACCGCGUCAUCUGGCAAGGCAGUGGGCACCCGAGUCACCAGGUACGACAGAUGGGGCUCUGAGUCAAUUGGCACGACAGCGAUCGGCACCGGAUCAGGUACCGGAUCAUCUGGAUCAACAGCGGGCAUCGAGUCAACUGGCCUAAUAGGAUCAUCAGGCUGGAUAUCAGUUCAUCAUGCUGGGUAGAGGCAUCAGGCUGAAUGCCGGCGUCCGGCUGAGUAGAGGCUUCAGGCUGAACCACGGAAGGCAGGUUCACCAGUUUUGGAUACUGGCAGGA
This is a messenger RNA of Staurois parvus, 529 nucleotides long. Lineage: Eukaryota; Metazoa; Chordata; Amphibia; Anura; Ranidae. The record is from the annotation of a GenBank genome assembly.